CUAAGAAUUCAGGAUAUAUAAAGUUCCGGCUUCAACCUUCACUAAUACAUAUAUGAACAGAGCAGAAUAUGUGUUCUAACUUUUAUCUUGAUCUUUUAGAAGGCUGGUUUUUCAACGUUUGAUGUCACAUUCCUGCUUCCGGAGAUUUGAAUGUCAUUUAUGUUUUCAGGAGGUAGAUAUCGCAAACAAACCAAAAUCAACAUGAACUAAUGUUAAUAUAGUUUUUCCUCAUUUGCUUGUACAAUCUUACCCAGUCAGAAAGUGAAAUUCACAGUUGUUUUCGAGCUAAAAUGACAUGUUGUUUUGUCUUUUUCGUUUGCAGAGGACAUUAGAAGCAACAUUAGAAUUCCACAAUGGAGGAUUUUUCCGUCAGCACGGUUGAGAUGGUGUGCCUGGGAACCAGCAUGGCUUUAUCUGGUCUUUUUUUCUACAUCUACAGAAAGAAACGCAAAACAGUCGUCAAGCUUAAUGAGGCUCCUCGCUUGCCAUUAGAUGGGGAACUGGCUGAAAUUUUGAAUUCCACACCUGGGAAAUGUCUCCAAUACGUUGUCAUUGAAGGGGCAGUCCAGCCUGUAGGAGAGCCCCUCAGAAGCCAGUUCCAGGAGGGGACGGUUGGAGUGGUUCAGAAGCUGGUGCUGAAGGAGCACAAACUGGUGUGGAACAGUCUGGCACGGGCCUGGACGGACAGUGAGAGGAUCAUGCACGAGCGGAUCAACUCGGUGCCCUUUAAUCUGGUGGGUGCCGACAGGGCGGCGGUGCGCGUGCUCUGCCCGCUGGAGGCCUCGGGGCUGGACGCCGAGAUCAUCCACGAGAAGUUCCACCAGGCCAGCUACGGCUUCACCGACAUCAUCAGCCAGUACCUGAGCGGGGAGAAGCCCAAGGGCCAGCUGGAGACGGAGGAGAUGGUGAAGGUGGGGGCCACGCUGACGGGCGUGGGCGAGCUCAUCCUGGACGCCGACCGCACGCUGAAGCUCCGGCCCCCAACCAACGGCUCGGCGUUCUUCCUCACCCCCACCGACUACGAGGCCAUGUGCCUGGAGCAGGAGGGCCAGGCCACCAUCUGGAGGGUGCUGGCCUCGCUGUGUGCACUGGCCGGCGCCGCCGUGCUGCUGUGGGCCGCCCAGAGGUACUACCGCCACCUGCAGGCCAGGAGGGAGCAGGACAGACUGCGCAGGGAGUUCAAAGAGAUGGCGGCUGGCGGCGACGACGACGACGAGGCGGAGCCUGCGGCCAACGCCUGCAUCAUCUGCAUGAGCGAGCCGCGCAGCUGCGUCCUGCUGGACUGCGGGCACGUGUGCUGCUGCUUCAGCUGCUUCCAGGCCCUGCCUCAUCCCAGCUGCCCAGUCUGCAGGCAGCCAAUCAGAAGGGUGGUUCCGCUCUACCAGGCCUGACCCGAGCGUCCGACCCGCCCACAGCCACAGUUCUGCCGUCAGUGCCACAGCGACACACUGUAGACAAACAGCUGCUGUGUACGGAAAAUGUGAAUCAGAGAGCUCCAAGUUUACUUCUCUCUCUUGAUCAUUUUACCUUCGGAAUCAUAUAUGUACUGUAUAUGUUUAAUAAUUGAAUCAGGAAUUUUACCUCUUUCAGAAAAAACAUGGAUGAGUUUAUUUUCUUACUCUUUAUAUGUACAGGGUGCCUUAAGAAAAUUCUGUUGCUGCUUCUUGUCGACACGUUGCAUAAAUAACAGUGAUGCAAAUGAGAGACAAGCCGGUUGUGUAAAGAAGACGUUUACAUUUUGUCUGCUCUAUAACAUUUCUAUUUUGGUCUUUUUCUUUCUGAAGAGAGAGAUAAGUGUAAUCGUAACUGGGUCCGCCAGGGCGUUUGGAACGGCCUUUUCUGUCAAUAAAUCAAUAACGAGGACAUCGGCCAUCUUGAAGGAGGCUGCAUCGUG
This is a messenger RNA of Anguilla anguilla (European eel), 1894 nucleotides long. RefSeq names its product mitochondrial E3 ubiquitin protein ligase 1a (gene mul2). Lineage: Eukaryota; Metazoa; Chordata; Actinopteri; Anguilliformes; Anguillidae. The record is from RefSeq and is a predicted model, not a curated record. Gene Ontology annotation, molecular function: ubiquitin-protein transferase activity. The transcript is spliced from 5 exons. Gene Ontology annotation, biological process: organelle organization; protein ubiquitination. Bases 354 to 1391 code for a protein of 345 amino acids.